Messenger RNA from Panthera uncia (snow leopard), 5262 nucleotides. RefSeq names its product calcium dependent secretion activator (gene CADPS). Gene Ontology annotation, cellular component: glutamatergic synapse. The transcript has 30 exons. Gene Ontology annotation, biological process: synaptic vesicle exocytosis; positive regulation of exocytosis; dense core granule exocytosis. Bases 96 to 4166 code for a protein of 1356 amino acids. NCBI's taxonomy places the organism in Eukaryota, Metazoa, Chordata, Mammalia, Carnivora, Felidae. The record is from RefSeq and is a predicted model, not a curated record.
CCCGGGGAGCCGACCCCCAGCUGCCUCCAGCGCCUCCCAUCUUUUGCACCCCUAGCCCGGGGCUCCAAGGACCACCCCCCUCCCCGGGCGCCACCAUGCUGGACCCUUCGUCCAGCGAAGAGGAAUCGGAUGAGAUCGUGGAGGAGGAGAGCGGCAAGGAGGUGCUCGGCUCGGCCGCGUCCGGCGCGCGCCUGUCUCCCAGCCGCACCAGCGAGGGCUCGGGCGGCGGCAGCGGCGCCGGGCUUGGGGGCGGCGGCGGUGCCGGCGCCGGAGCCGGGGUGGGCGCCGGCGGCGGUGGGGGCAGCGGCGCGAGCAGCGGCGGCGGGGCCGGGGGGCUGCAGCCCAGCACCCGCGCCGGUGGCGGCCGGCCCUCCAGCCCCAGCCCGUCGGUGGUGAGCGAGAAGGAGAAGGAGGAGUUGGAGCGGCUGCAGAAGGAGGAGGAGGAGAGGAAGAAGAGGCUGCAGCUCUAUGUGUUCGUGAUGCGCUGCAUCGCCUACCCCUUCAACGCCAAGCAGCCCACCGACAUGGCUCGCCGGCAGCAGAAGAUCAGCAAACAGCAGUUGCAAACAGUCAAGGACCGGUUUCAGGCUUUCCUCAAUGGGGAAACCCAGAUUGUGGCUGAUGAAGCCUUCAUGAACGCCGUCCAGAGUUACUAUGAGGUGUUCCUGAAGAGCGACCGUGUGGCCCGCAUGGUCCAGAGCGGGGGCUGCUCCGCCAAUGACUCCAGGGAGGUCUUCAAGAAGCACAUUGAGAAAAGGGUGCGCAGCCUGCCCGAGAUAGAUGGCCUCAGCAAGGAGACCGUGCUGAGCUCCUGGAUGGCCAAGUUUGAUGCCAUCUACCGUGGGGAAGAGGACCCCAGGAAGCAGCAGGCCCGGAUGACAGCCAGCGCAGCCUCUGAGCUGAUUUUGAGCAAGGAGCAACUCUACGAGAUGUUCCAGAACAUUCUUGGGAUCAAGAAGUUUGAACAUCAGCUCCUAUACAAUGCAUGCCAGCUGGACAAUCCAGAUGAGCAAGCAGCCCAGAUCAGACGAGAGCUGGAUGGACGUCUCCAAAUGGCAGACCAAAUAGCCAGGGAGCGCAAAUUUCCCAAAUUUGUAUCCAAAGAGAUGGAAAACAUGUACAUUGAGGAGCUGAAGUCAUCUGUCAACCUGCUCAUGGCCAAUUUGGAGAGCAUGCCGGUGUCCAAAGGUGGAGAGUUCAAACUUCAGAAACUCAAACGCAGCCACAAUGCUUCCAUCAUCGACAUGGGUGAGGAGAGUGAGAACCAGCUCUCCAAGUCAGAUGUCGUGCUGUCUUUCUCCCUGGAGGUGGUGAUCAUGGAAGUCCAAGGCCUCAAAUCUUUGGCUCCCAAUCGCAUUGUGUAUUGCACCAUGGAGGUGGAAGGAGGAGAGAAACUACAGACCGACCAGGCCGAGGCUUCUAAACCAACCUGGGGCACCCAGGGCGACUUCUCGACAACUCAUGCACUGCCCGCUGUGAAGGUGAAGCUGUUCACAGAGAGCACAGGGGUCCUGGCCUUGGAGGACAAGGAGCUCGGACGGGUUAUUCUCCACCCUACCCCAAACAGCCCCAAACAGUCAGAGUGGCACAAAAUGACAGUCUCCAAAAACUGCCCCGAUCAAGACCUCAAAAUCAAACUUGCUGUCCGAAUGGAUAAGCCUCAAAACAUGAAGCAUUCUGGGUAUUUAUGGGCCAUCGGUAAGAAUGUCUGGAAGAGAUGGAAGAAGAGGUUUUUUGUAUUGGUCCAGGUCAGUCAAUACACGUUUGCUAUGUGCAGUUAUCGGGAGAAAAAAGCGGAGCCUCAGGAACUUCUACAGCUGGAUGGCUACACUGUGGACUACACCGACCCCCAGCCAGGGUUAGAGGGUGGCCGAGCCUUCUUUAAUGCAGUCAAAGAAGGAGACACCGUGAUAUUUGCAAGUGAUGACGAACAAGAUCGGAUCUUGUGGGUCCAAGCCAUGUAUCGGGCCACUGGGCAGUCACAUAAGCCAGUGCCCCCGACCCAAGUCCAGAAACUCAACGCUAAGGGAGGGAACGUGCCUCAGCUGGACGCCCCCAUCUCCCAAUUUUACGCAGAUAGAGCUCAAAAACAUGGCAUGGAUGAAUUUAUCUCUUCCAACCCCUGUAACUUUGACCACGCUUCCCUCUUUGAGAUGGUGCAACGCCUUACUUUGGAUCACAGACUUAAUGAUUCCUAUUCUUGCCUGGGCUGGUUCAGUCCUGGCCAGGUGUUUGUCCUAGACGAGUAUUGUGCCCGAAACGGAGUCCGAGGGUGUCACCGACAUCUCUGCUACCUCAGAGACUUGCUUGAACGGGCAGAAAAUGGCGCCAUGAUUGACCCCACCCUCCUUCACUACAGCUUUGCCUUCUGUGCGUCCCAUGUUCAUGGGAACAGGCCUGAUGGAAUUGGAACCGUGACUGUUGAAGAGAAGGAACGUUUUGAAGAAAUCAAAGAGAGACUCCGAGUUCUGUUGGAAAAUCAGAUUACACAUUUUAGGUAUUGCUUUCCAUUCGGUCGACCUGAAGGGGCUUUAAAAGCUACUCUAUCACUCUUGGAAAGGGUUUUGAUGAAAGAUAUUGUUACCCCCGUACCACAAGAGGAGGUAAAAACAGUCAUCCGGAAAUGUCUAGAGCAGGCUGCUUUAGUCAACUACUCCCGGCUCUCAGAAUAUGCUAAAAUCGAAGAGAAUCAAAAGGAUGCAGAAAAUGUAGGCCGAUUAAUCACUCCUGCCAAAAAGCUCGAAGACACAAUCCGUCUUGCUGAACUAGUCAUUGAGGUUCUCCAACAGAAUGAGGAGCACCACGCGGAGCCACAUGUUGAUAAAGGAGAAGCCUUUGCGUGGUGGUCAGACUUGAUGGUGGAGCAUGCGGAGACGUUCCUGUCACUCUUUGCAGUGGAUAUGGAUGCGGCGUUAGAGGUGCAGCCCCCAGACACAUGGGACAGUUUUCCACUGUUUCAGCUGCUGAAUGAUUUUCUCCGUACUGAUUAUAAUUUGUGCAAUGGAAAAUUUCACAAACACCUGCAAGACCUGUUUGCCCCACUUGUGGUUAGAUAUGUGGAUUUGAUGGAGUCCUCAAUUGCACAAUCCAUUCACAGGGGCUUUGAGCGGGAGUCAUGGGAACCAGUCAAGAGUUUAACCAGUAACCUACCCAAUGUGAACCUACCCAAUGUGAACCUUCCCAAAGUACCAAAUCUACCAGUUAACAUCCCUCUAGGCAUCCCACAAAUGCCUACUUUUUCGGCACCGUCAUGGAUGGCUGCUAUAUAUGAUGCUGAUAAUGGAUCAGGCACUUCAGAAGAUCUGUUCUGGAAACUUGAUGCCCUUCAGACCUUCAUUCGGGACUUGCACUGGCCCGAAGAAGAGUUUGGAAAGCACCUAGAACAACGGCUGAAGCUGAUGGCAAGUGACAUGAUUGAAUCUUGUGUCAAAAGAACCAGGAUUGCAUUUGAAGUUAAGCUGCAAAAAACCAGUCGAUCAACAGAUUUUCGAGUCCCACAGUCAAUAUGCACCAUGUUUAAUGUUAUGGUUGAUGCCAAAGCUCAAUCAACAAAACUUUGCAGCAUGGAAAUGGGCCAAGAGCAUCAAUACCAUUCAAAAAUAGAUGAACUAAUUGAAGAAGCUGUUAAAGAAAUGAUAACACUCUUGGUUGCAAAGUUCAUUACUAUCUUGGAAGGAGUACUGGCAAAAUUAUCCAGAUAUGACGAAGGGACUUUGUUUUCUUCUUUUUUGUCAUUUACCGUGAAGGCAGCUUCCAAAUAUGUGGAUGUACCUAAACCCGGGAUGGACGUGGCCGACGCCUAUGUGACUUUCGUCCGUCACUCUCAGGAUGUCCUCCGUGAUAAGGUCAAUGAGGAGAUGUAUAUAGAAAGGUUAUUUGAUCAAUGGUACAACAGCUCCAUGAACGUGAUCUGCACCUGGUUGACAGACCGGAUGGACUUACAGCUUCACAUUUAUCAAUUGAAAACACUAAUUAGGAUGGUAAAGAAAACCUAUAGAGAUUUCCGAUUGCAAGGGGUCCUGGACUCGACCUUAAACAGCAAGACCUAUGAAACCAUCCGGAACCGGCUCACUGUGGAGGAAGCCACUGCAUCAGUGAGCGAGGGUGGGGGCCUGCAGGGGAUCAGCAUGAAGGACAGCGACGAGGAAGACGAGGAAGAUGACUAGAAGGCUAGGGCCUGGAGUCCUUUGGGACAAAGUCCUGUAAUCAAUGCAUGUCCUUAGUCUGUUAGUUAACCCCAGUAGGGAAUUUUCUGUCAACUACCAUGCCCAUGAGAUGUUUACAAUACAAUUGCCAUUUUAGCUAUGUGGUACCAAGAUUAGCAAAUGACCUUCCACCCCACUGAUUUCCUGAUUCCAUGUCUGUAUGUUUACAAGCAAUAUGGAGCACCAUUCUUUAAAAACUGUUCAUGGAGAAUACAUAGUCCAACUGCUAGGUGUGUUCCUGUUCUCAGCAAAGUUAAAUGAUGCUUCAUUAAUAUACUGUGUAUGCACUGAUGGUAAACGGAUGUGAGGGCGAGUACACCAAGUAUUUCACUUCUCUGUUUCGCGUUAUGUGGAUGCCAGUUAUUUAAACGAGUACAAUAAAUUAACGUAAGACACAUAGAUCUGCUUUGGUUUUUGGAAAACAAAGGCAAGCCUCCAGCAAGCCACCUUUUUGGUUCUUUGUGUUCCCCCGAAACUAAAAACUGAACCCCUGUUUUCCUUGUUAACUCAUCCUUUCACGGAUCCAUGUAGUUAGCCAAAAAACAAACAAACAAACAAAAAAAGGCGGCUAGAUACCAAUGGAUUGAUCUUGUCAUUUGCCAUGGCAAGGGUGAUCCUCCCAUGAGCAAACACCAAGCACAGUUCAGAGCAACUGUCAUCUGUCCAAGUUUAUCCUCUUAAACGUCACAUUUUGCUUUUAUGUUUCGAUAACCGUGUAUGUAAAAAACCUGAAUAUUUAAAUUACAACCCUAGACUAUAAAUGUGUUUAUAAUAAGAUAUGGAUAUUUCCUUCAGUAGAUUGUCACCAUAAUUUAAAAUAUUUUGUUCCACACUGGUUUUUAUAUCUGUCAUGUACAUUGCAUUUUGGUCUGUAACUGCAUGACCCCGGGGUCCUCUGCAGAGCAGUUUCUUUCUGUGUAGUGAAUCCAUCUUGCUUUUGCCUUAUAUAAAGCCUACAGUUAUGAAAGUGUGGAAGACUGUGGCUUCUCAAUAAAUAACCAUUCAAUGUCCUCAGAACACGCCUCCGAGUCUUUUUUCCUCUGUCUUUUUGGAAAGC